AUGUCCGUUUGGAACCCGGAUAAUAUCCGCGACGUCGCGGAGUCCGCGGGGAUCGCCAACAUCAACGACGACGUAACCGAGAACCUCUCCCGCGACGUGGAAUACCGCAUCGCUCAGGUGCUGGAGGAGGCGCUCAAGUUCAUGCGCCACAGCCGUCGCACCCUACUCACCACGCAGGAUGUGGCCCAGGCCCUGCGCGUAUUGGAUGUCGAGCCGCUGUAUGGAUACGAAUCUACCAGGCCGCUGCGGUUCGGCGAGGCUUCUUUGGGCCCCGGACAGCCGUUGUUCUACGUGGAGGACGAAGAGGUGGAUUUCGAGAAGCUAAUCAAUGCGCCGCUACCAAAGGUGCCCCGCGAAAUUUCGUUCACCGCACAUUGGUUGGCCGUCGAAGGUGUGCAACCAUCCAUUCCUCAGAAUCCCACCGCCGCCGAUUCGCGAAACCUGGAAUUGAUGUCCAAGGGUCCCAACGCCAACUCCACGCUGGCCGCCAUGAGCGGCAGCGGUAAUGUGGCCGUCAAGCCGCUGGUGAAGCACGUGCUGUCGAAGGAGCUGCAGCUAUACUUCGGGAAGGUCUGCAACGCAUUUCUGGACGAGUCCAGUGAGGAGUACCGUACGUCGGGCUAUUCCAGUCUGCGCGAAGACCCAGGAUUGCACCAGUUGGUGCCGUAUUUCGUGCAGUUCAUCUCCGAGAAGGUCACCCACGGCAUGAAGGAUAUCUUCAUUCUGACGCAGGUGAUGCGUAUGGCCGAGGCGUUGGUGCAGAACAAAUCGCUCUACGUGGACCCUUACGUUGCAUCGCUUGUCCCUCCCAUCCUGACCUGCCUGAUUGGCCGACAACUCGGCGGGAAUGCCGACUUGUCCGAACAGUUUGCCCUACGGGACCUCUCUGCGUCUCUCCUUGGCAAAAUCGCCAAGAAAUACUCCCCUUCGUCGAUGACGCUGAAACCGCGACUCGCUCGGUCGUGCUUGAAGACGUUCCUCGACCCGUCGAAGCCAUUUGGCGCCCACUACGGCGCCAUCAUUGGUAUCCUUGAGGUUGGCGGCGCAGAGGCGGUGCGCGUCUUGAUUUUGCCCAACGUGCCGACGUAUGGCAACCUCCUGAAGGACGGCAUGGCGGACGACAGUGCGCGGCGGCCGGAAGCCGAACGGGUCUUGGAGGGCCUUCUCGGCGUGCUGGCCAAUCUCCGGGAGGGACGCAUGGCUCUAGCCAACGGUGAUAGCGGAAUAGUCACCGACGAGGUACGGCAGCGACUAAACGGCGCGGUGGGUGAGUUUAUUGCCAGCAAGAUUAGCGAACGCGGCCAGGUGCAGCUGGCGCAUGCCGUCCUUGACUCAUGAACCUGAUUUUUCUCUAUCCCUCUCUUUCUUUUCAUUUUUGCUUUCUCUUUUUCCCGUUCGAAUAUUUAGAGAACUGGCGGUGGGACAAGCAUCAUCAUGGACGUGGAUUUUCUCUUGGGGUCCAGUGCGUUCGAGGCGUUGGAUCGGCGUAUUUCCUUUCAUGUUCGUCUUUUUCUUUUUCUUUAUUUCUUUAUUUUUUAUUUUUUUCCCAUUUCACCGUCAAGGGCAUCGGGGGUCAAGUCCAUACCACACAUACUAUCGAAUGCCAGCGUUGGAAAUCCACAUUGGCUGUAAUUUAGCCUUUUCGCAAGUGACACAGAAGCAGGAAGCAGGAGCGUUACACGACGUAGGUAAAAUGAUCCCACAGGACAUCGAGGACGGCAGGACCAGCUCUAUGGCUGCCUUCGCCAUGCCAGAAUGCCGAGG
Messenger RNA from Aspergillus steynii IBT 23096, 1764 nucleotides. RefSeq names its product TATA-binding protein-associated factor TAF6. NCBI's taxonomy places the organism in Eukaryota, Fungi, Ascomycota, Eurotiomycetes, Eurotiales, Aspergillaceae. Gene Ontology annotation, molecular function: RNA polymerase II general transcription initiation factor activity; transcription coactivator activity; protein heterodimerization activity. The record is from RefSeq and is a predicted model, not a curated record. The transcript has 3 exons. Gene Ontology annotation, biological process: transcription initiation at RNA polymerase II promoter; RNA polymerase II preinitiation complex assembly. Gene Ontology annotation, cellular component: SAGA complex; transcription factor TFIID complex; SLIK (SAGA-like) complex. Bases 1 to 1338 code for a protein of 445 amino acids.